Molecule: messenger RNA, 747 nt
Organism: Oreochromis niloticus (Nile tilapia)
Lineage: Eukaryota; Metazoa; Chordata; Actinopteri; Cichliformes; Cichlidae
Exons: 3
Coding region: 1-747 (248 amino acids)
Biological process (GO): response to bacterium
Source: RefSeq, a predicted model, not a curated record
AUGAAGAUGUCCUUUGUGAAUGUUUUCCUGCUCUGCUCUUUAUGUGCAGCACAGUUAAGUGAAGUCUCUCAGCCUGAACCUUUGAAAACAGUGAAGAUUGGCCACUCAGCUACUAUUAAAUGCUUCAUAAAGAGCGCAUCAGUGAAAAGAAUGUGGUACAAGGUGACUACAGGGAGGAAACUACAGCUGGUGGUAAAAACUAAUUCUCAGUAUAAUGUGAGAGAGUUCAGUGAUGAAUUUGUUAACCGUUCUUCAGUUAAAUCUGACAUGACUAACAAUCAUCUGACCAUAAAUAAAACAUCAUGGGAAGAUGCUGGAACAUACUUCUGUGGAGUCUUACACAUAAGUGAGGUUCAGUUUGGGUCAGGAACAUUUCUGAUGUUGACAGGUGCAAAGACAAUCAGCGACUCUGUCGUCCAGCAGCCAGAAUCAAAGUCAGUGAGGUCCGGAGACUCUGUGACUCUCAGCUGUUCUCUUCACUCUGCUCAAUGCACAGCAGAACUCACUAGUUUCAUGUGGCUUAAAAACUCGGAUCAUUCUGCUCCAGAGAUGAUUUAUUGCUCUGACAAUAAGAAGAACAGUUUCCAGGGAACUGACAGAGGACGAACUACCUGCGUGUACAACUUUGUCGUAAGGAGCCGGGAUGACGCUGGGGUCUACUACUGUGCUGUCAAUGCAUGUGGACAAAUACUGCUUGGAAAUGGGACAAGAAUCAAUAAUGGUAAGACACUAGCAGUGCAUUUUUAA